Scatophagus argus is the source of this 5117-nucleotide messenger RNA. RefSeq names its product sprouty related EVH1 domain containing 3 (gene spred3). The transcript is spliced from 6 exons. Bases 271 to 1857 code for a protein of 528 amino acids. Gene Ontology annotation, biological process: negative regulation of MAPK cascade; multicellular organism development. Lineage: Eukaryota; Metazoa; Chordata; Actinopteri; Scatophagidae. The record is from RefSeq and is a predicted model, not a curated record. Gene Ontology annotation, cellular component: membrane. Gene Ontology annotation, molecular function: protein kinase binding.
GCGAUGUCGAAUCCUGUCCUGCUCCCAUUCAUAAAAAAAUAUAACAUAAUAUCGGGGUGUGUUAAUGAGUGCGUGCAGCAGGGGCGGAAUUGAGAAAAGGAGCGUCUGGGAAAAUAAUUGCAACAUUUACAUUUCGGUGUGACUUUAAAACAAGGGAAAAGACGCGGCUGUGUGCAUGCGUUACAUGCACAUGUCGAACUGCGGUGCUGAAUUAUUCAGCCGACUGGCGAGGGCAGAGCUUAUUCGUUUAUUUAUUUAUUUUUUGCAAGAAUGCCGGGGCCUCCGAUGGCGAAUGGUGUGCGUGUUCGUGCGGUGGUGAUGACACGUGAUGACUCCAGUGGCGGUUGGGUGCCCCUUGGAGGUGGCGGCCUGAGUCAUGUGGUCAUAUGUAAGGGGAGGAGUCAUGACGGCAGGGGGCGGAGAGAAUACAUCAUAUGUGGAGAACGGCUGCGAGAUCGAGCACCGGUGCUGGAGUGCGCAGUUCAAAGGGGGUUAGUGUACAACAAAGUGAACCCCAUCUUCCACCACUGGAGAGUAGAGGAUCGAAAGUUUGGCCUGACGUUCCAGAGUCCCGCCGACGCCAUCUCCUUUGAGAAGGGGUUGCAGACUGUCAUAGACAAGCUCGACAGAGGCUCAGACUCGCCCUCGUCCUCCACACCAGAAGAGGCUGACACCGAGGAUGACGGACAAGCUUCCCAUACAGGAAGUGAGUCGUCCUCCAACAGCAGAAAGGAGAUGCUUCCCAAACCCAUCACCAUAGUGACGAGCGAGUCGUCGUCUACCUGCUUUGUGCGGGCAGAAGAGUUUAGUUUUGGAUCCAGCCAUGCUGUCACCACUCAGACACCUGCUCAGAUCCACACCAGGCCAGGACAGCACCAGCUUUCACAAAUGACGACUGUGUUGAACCCCCCUGCGCCACCGCCUCCACCUCCUGCUCCACCUACUCCUCCUGUGGGUCCCCCGGCCUCGUCUCCUCUUUCCCCCCUCUCGCCCACCAUUUCUCUGCUGGAGGAGGGAGACCUGCGCAUUGUGGACCCUUGCAAAGACCUGUGGGGUUCUCGAGGUUAUGAGGACUACAGACGGGCAGGGGCCACCAGGACUAUGGUCGGUGGGCUGACCGGGGGUGUGGUUGUUGGUGGUGGAGGGAGUCUGCAGGACAAGUCAGAGCUGUGCGUGGUUCGUUUCGAGAAAGAGCUGGCAGGAGUGGGGACGGCAGGCUGUGACGUGACAGUGAGCCUGGACAGCAAAGCUUCCCAGCGUCUUUCCUCGUCGUCGCCCACUUGUAUGUCCAUGCCCAACGCUGUGUCGGGCGUGUCCUCAGGUGCCGGCUCACCCCAGGAGACGGGCAAAGGCUCGCCCUCUCCCUGCUGCAUCCACACCUCACUGGCUACGCCCCGGUCGCGGACUCGUAAGAGAGGAGGAGGGGCCAGCAGCAGCGGCGACCCGGGGGCGAUCUCCCCCGACGACGACAGCCCGUGUCCUCAGGCUUCGUCGUCGUGCUCAUCUCGCUGUGUGUACUGCCGCUCUGUUUUCAGCGCUUCGGAGAACGGGCGGGGCCGCUGCAGAGACGCCCCAGACCCGGCCCUGCACUGCCUGCGCCAGUGGACCUGUGUGUGGUGCGCAGAGAGCCUGCUCUACCACUGCAUGUCGGACUCUGAGGGGGAGUUCUGGGAGCCUUGCUCGUGUGAUGACUCGAUGGGGGGCCACCCGCACCCCCUUUGCUGUGCCCGCUGGUUGGCCCUCCUGGCCCUGUCGCUCUUCGUGCCCUGCAUGUGCUGCUACCUGCCUUUGCGCGCCUGCCUGCGGUGUGGGGAGAGGUGUGGCUGCUGUGGGGGAAAGCACAAGGCGGUCCGAUGAGGCCAGGCUAGGGGAUGGGAGGGGUUCUCUGGACCAAGGAGGUUUGGGUGUUGAGGGAAGAGAGCACCUGUAGGGGAUGCGCGGGAUGGGGAUUAGCAGGUGGAACAGUGCUCUCUGUAGACCCAGACCUCUGAUGUGGCCCUCCAAAGCCCCACAGCCUUCCACUGCAUUCCGCUCUUUCUCUUUUCAAUCUGGGGCCUUCCUCACUGGUCCAUGCCUGCUGAAGGUGCACUGCACUCAGACCGGGCUCUGUGGGAGUCAUCUGGAGCCUUCAAAGUGGAUUUACUGAGGUUUGGCUCAUCUAGAGUUAGCAGUCAGAGACUUUCUCACAGGAAGAGAGUGGCAGAGGCAACGAUGAUGUGUACACUGUUUCAAAUGUCUGUUUUUGUUUUUUUUUUUAUUUAGAGAGAAAAACACAGAAAACAAAAGAUGUUUAUAUAUAUGAUUGUUAUAAUUUCAAUUGGUAUAUUUUAUUAAAUGUAAAACAUAUUGACCGCAUCCCCCUAUGGCACACACUAUCACAUAUUCACAAACAUGAGACUGUGGGAAGUUCUUUGUUUCGUGUUGGCCUGUUCGUCGGUCAGAUGAACAGAUGUCGCCCUUUACCUCUAAGUUUACCUCAUAUGUUACUCAAACCCUGGUUAAGAGAGGAAAAAGAGAAGGGGGAGCGCGGUUUGGAGCGAGUCUGAGCAUCCCAGACCACCAGUGUUGUCUUUUGGUUAAAGCAGUAGACCACAGUGGCAGAAAGAUUAUCAAAUGCAAAGGGACAAUUAUUGUUAGGGGAAGUUGCAAUGACAACCACAAAGACUUAAAAGUCAUAAUGUGAUUCAUUAUGGUCCUUUGUAACCAAAUACAAGAUUAUUUUUGUUUUCCGAAAAAAAGAAGAAAAAAAAAAUCAAGACUGUGUGUCGGACCUGAAACACCCUCACUUUAAACAUAGUUUACUUCAUUUUCCCAUGUAUUCUCAAUAUUAAUCCUAGGAAACAUCGCAUCACACCACUGUACUUGUUGAAUCAGUCAAGGUGCUUACAACUGAGGCCUCUGAGCGAGUCUAUUCUACCUAAAGUAUACAACGACCUUACAGUCCCAACCCCAAAGAAAGACGAAACAGGACCCCGUGCUAACCAAUCUCAAGGUGCGUCCCGACCUUCGAACGAGAUGCCACCAAAAAACAAAACAGAAAGAAAAAUUAAGUGCAAUGAACAGUGUAUUGAAGAGUAUUUUUGUACCAGUAAAGAAAAACUGAAUGGAACUCGAAAAGCGUUGGAACUGAAUACUGUAGGGUGUUAUUGUGUUCGGCAUCAAGCAGAAAAGACGGAAAGGAACACAAAGUUGUCUUUGAGCGGCUGCACGUAGCUCACAGGUGUGACAUUUAAAGGUGCACGCCGCAGACUGCUGACCCUGUGAUAAGAAAAGAGACGCAUUAACUUGAAAAAGAUGAAUGGCGGUGGGUCUUUGUUUGGGCACAGUGGCAGAUGUGUUUGCUGAAUGUUGCUUUAAGUAUGAAGUCAAAAAAAAGCUGCUAUUUUAAGUCCUGUCCGAACCCUAUUCAAAUGUACCCACUGCCUCUUAGCAGUCUCUGAGGUGGUGUGGCAGUCAAGUUCUUACUCCACCCAAGGUGCUGAGGAGGCUGAAGAGUGUGUGAGGAAGGUUUUUUUGUAAGUUUACAGCUGGGCUUAAAGAUAAGUUCACCCCAAAACGUUUUUUUUUCUUAGAAAAUGCUUCUAGUGAUGUACCUUGCAUUUCUGUGUCUAUUUUGCUGAUUUGGUGGUAUAUUUUUCUACUUCCAGUGAAUUACUGGCCAAGGGUAGAUUUAAAAGCUAUUUCCAUCACAGCUACGACUGAUUUUCUUAACUGAAUGUUUUUCAAAAAAUCUUAAUAAGUCACCAUAAACAUGUUUUUGUUUUUAUUUUUUUUUAUUAUUGUGUGCGUGCGUGCGUGUGUGUGUGUGUAUAAAUCUUUCAGAAUCAAAGAAUGGCCUUUUGUGCUGCCUCCACUUUGCACCCGUGUUUAAACAAUCACGCAAGGUUAAAAUAUUUUUUCGAGGAGGAGGAGACAGCAGCUCCUCGAGGCUCUGAUAGCACCUACACAGCUGUCAUUAAUGCUCUCCUCCCCUACAUGAAGAACCAGCUACUGAGUGCAACAAGCUCGAGUCUGGUUUACUGUGAGCUGAUGUUGGAAAAAUAAUCAGAAAGCAGGCUAGACCGCGGCUUGACUACGAAGGUUGCGUUAAAAACAGGACCGCUGAAAAGCAAAGGACGACGAAUAAUCUCAAAAUAACUCAUGAAAUGCGCCGAGCAUCACAGAAUGAAGAUAUUCUGACAGUGUGAGAGGAACUCCGGGGGGUCCCUUUAAAUCAAAGAUGGGAAUACAUACAUACGCUCUGAGGCCAGCCAGUCUCCCGUCUCAGUCCCAGAUUGAGGAUCGCCUGGUAGACCCUCAAUUAUGGCAGAAUGAACCUUUCAGAAGCUUCACUGGAUUAUCUACACUUUAAGCUUAGCCAAGAACUUUUAUCCAAAGUGACUUAAAGUGAGCGGACGGGCAGGAGGGUUCAGAGUCAGGUCACAUGACUGCCGAUGAACACGACCUUUGACAUCUCGGUUACGGGACAGUCGUCUGCACUACUAAGCCAGCUCGCAAAACAACGUCCAAUCAGAAAAGAACAAAAAGAAAAACAGAAAAAAAACCAUCCUGUCACAAUAGCAGGAAAUACAAACUCAGCUGGUCACUAACCCCCUACCCCAACACCCACACACACACACACACCCACAAUUCUGCAAUGCAUAGACCUGCGCACACACGCGCACACACAGACACACACAUUCACUCGAUGGUGCAGAUACACAGAAAUAGUAAAGCCAUUGCACACAGUUUGCUACUUCUGGUUCAGAAACGGUGUUAGCGUACAGUACUGACAGUCAUAUGAUCACAACUGCAGGCCCCAUUCUUACAUCUUAAUAAAUGUGCCUUUUGAUUUGAGUAAUCAAUAACUUAUGAUUUCUGUUAAGUAACUCUGUGUUAAGUACUAUUUACUUUUUGGGUUAUUGAUUUCUGCCAAUGUGCAUAUUUUCAAAUGUACGUAUUUAUUAGUUUCAAAGUAAUUAAUGAGAUAUUACCUGUUUAUUUAUUUAUUGAGAUAUUUAUUCUGAUUCUUUAUUUUUUUGAGAUAGGUUUUUAUCUUCCGUGCUGUCUUACUUCUGACUUUGUGCCAAUGUGCUGCUUUGAGGUGUUACAUAUCGUGGGUUUGUAUCAUUAUUAAA